Molecule: messenger RNA, 1554 nt
Organism: Neospora caninum
Lineage: Eukaryota; Apicomplexa; Conoidasida; Eucoccidiorida; Sarcocystidae
Exons: 8
Coding region: 1-1554 (517 amino acids)
Source: RefSeq, a predicted model, not a curated record
AUGAAUCCGUCUUCUCUCCACAGCUUCUCCCAGCCACCGCCUUCCUCACCCCUCUCUUCCGGUCUCCCAUCCUUCCUCUUCUGUUCGUCUCUUCGUCACUCUUCUUCCCUUUCUUCUCCCUCGUCUUCUCCUUCUCCUGCCUCUUCUUCUCCCUCUCCUGCUCUUUCUCCUUGUCCCUCUUCUUCUUCUCCCUCUUCUUCUUCUCCCUCUUCUUCUCCUCCUCCCUCUUCCUUUCCGCAUUAUUCUCCUGCGCACUUCAAGCGUCAGUCGCCUCGUCAGUUGCAGCAGCUGGCGACGAAUCUUGCAGCUCGGGGGUGCUGCGACGUCGUCAUCUGGAGUUCGAUCAUCCAGCGCGCGAUUGAAAUCAACCGGUCUGGCGGGUCGGCGGAGGACGGGGGCCGCGCGGUCCCGCCCUUCCGCUUCUUCGAGGCUCUCAGCUUCUUGCACUGCGUCUGCGCGCUGAGCCUGACAGACCGCGAGCUCUUUCUCUCCUUCGUACCGUGUUUCCUGCGGUCUACGUCUUCCCUGGAGCCCAGACACCUUGCCCAGAUCCUCACGGUGUACGAGGCAGCAGGUGUACGUCCACGCGGACUGUACGUCGCCGUCUUCAACCGCGUACUCAAGCUCGCCCCUUCCUUCUACUCUCACGAAUUCGCGGAUCUACUCUGCUGCCUGGCGCGCCUGAAAAUCGCGAAUCCCUCCUUCCUCGCCGCAUUCUCGCAAACCCUCGUCUCGCGUCUCCCAGAAAUCUCCUUCCCGGACGCAUGCAGAUGCGUCGGCGCUCUCCGCAGCCUCGGCGUUGCUCAAGAAAGUCUCUUCGACCUUUUUGAUGAACGUCAAAAAAAAGAACUCGAACUCCUCCCCACGCAACUCCUCCUCGAAGACUUCCAAAAGGUUCUCAGCCUCGAGUUCAGCUGGCAGGCGUACGAGAAUAUGAUUCAGGAAGAAUUUAUUAAGAGGACGGAGGCGAUGCUCGAUGAUAAAGAUGUGGAUGAACUGGCUGAUCCUUUUGCAUGUUUAAAUUUUAUGAAGACGCGGAACCUCGUCUCGGAUAAAUUUCUCCUCGCCCUCAGCAAGUGGUGCCGAGCAGCGGUCAACCGACCUGCGACACGAUCGUACAAACGCCCUUUAGCUCAUCAACUCGUCCAGCUUCACGACCUCAUGAGGGAAAGAAAUCUGGAGCAAAACAAAGCACUCGAACAGGCUGUGCUGCGAUUUGUCGCUGAUGACGGGGGCUGCGUGCGUCGGCCUCGCACGGUGAAGCCGCUCUUGUAUCAGCGGAAUCGUCGCUACAUUUCCUGUCCCGAUUUGCUGCCGGACGGGGUGGAGCCCGCGGGGCCGUCUGCAGCCCUCGCGGCUCGCGAUCCGUUCAUGAACCAAGAGGCGCUGGUCCGUGCAUGCACGCCCGAGGACGAGGCGCGUCAAAGGGUACCGUUCGGCGCACAGGCCGAGGCUGCCUACCGCCGACUGCAGAGAAACAGGAAAUUCCUUCGUUUCGUGCAGGAAGAAGCCGAACAAAUGGACGGAGAACUGCGAACCUCCGGCGGAUUCUAG